UAAAAGGCUGUGCCGAGGAGCUGGCCGGUGGAGCCGGCUGCGGAAAGUGAAAGUCAGCCUGGUGCUCUCCACGCCGCCGCCGGCCCUCCGCACUCCCAGGACAGCGGUGCGGCCCUCGGCGGGGCGCGGACUCGGCGGCGGCCAGCGAGCCAGCGAGUGAGCGAGGGCGGCCGACGCGCCGGGCCGGGACCCAGCUGCCCGUAUGACCGCGCGGGGCGCCGCCGGGCGCUGCCCUCCCACGACAUGGCUGGGCCCCCGGCUGCUGCUGGUCUGUCUCCUGGUGAGCAGGAGUAUUACCGAGAAGGACUUGAAGAAUUGUAGCUACAUGAUUGGGGAUGGACACCUGCGGCUCCUGCAGCAGCUGAUUGACAGUCAGAUGGAGACCUCGUGUUCAAUUGACUUUGAGUUUGUAGACCAGAAACAGUUGAAAGACCCGGUGUGUUACCUUAAGAAGGCAUUUUUCCUGGUGAAAGCCAUAAUGGAGGACACCAUGCGUUUCAAAGACAACACCUCUAAUGCCAAGGCCCUGGCGACGCUGCAGGAACUCUCUGUGAUGCUGCAGGACUGCUUCCCCAGGGAAGAGCAGGACAAGGCCUGUGUUCGAACUUUCCAUGAGACGCCUCUCUGGUUGCUGGAGAAGAUCAAGAAUGUCUUUAAUGAAACAAAGACUCUCCUUAAAAAGGACCAGAACAUUUUCAGCAAGAAUUGCAGCACCAGCUUUGCUGAAUGCUUCAGACAAGAUGUGGUGACCAAGCCUGAUUGCAACUGCCUGUACCCCAAAGCCACCCCUAGCAGUGACCUGGCCUCUGUCUCCCCUCAGCAGCCCCUUGCCCCCUCCAUAGCUCCUAUGGCUGGCUUGAGCUGGGCUGACUCUGAGGGGACGGAGGACAGCUCCCUCUUGCCCAGUGAGCAGCACCUUCGCACAGUGGACCUGGGCAGUGCCAAGCAGCGACCACCCAGGAGUACCUGCCAGAGCUUUGAGUCACCAGAGACCCCAGGCAUCGAGGGCAGCCCCACCGGAGACUCACCUCAGCCCCGCUCCUCUGUCAGUACCCCCAUCUCUGAGAUGGAGGACGUUCUGAACUCUGUGUUGGGCACUAACUGGGCCCUGGAAGAGGCCUCCGGAGAGGCUAGUGAGGGUUCUGUACCCCAAGGGGCAGAGCUUUCCUCCUCCAGGCCAGGAGAAGGUAGCAUCCAGGCAGAGACCACCAGACCGAGCAACCGUUUCUCAGCAACUUCUCCACUCUUCCGACUGGCAAAGGGUCUGCAGCCAGCAUAUGUAACUGGCAUCGCCCUGCCCAAGGUGGGUCCUGUGAGAUCCACUGGCCAGGCCUGGAGUCACACCCCUGAGAAGACAGACCAUCCGUCUGCCCCGCCCAGAGACCACCAGGAGCCAGCCUCUGCCAGGGCCUCGUCACUGCGCCCACACGGCCUCAACGGUCCCUCCACCCUCUCCACUCAGCCAAGGCUUCCCAGCGGCCACUCCUGGGGCAAUGUGCUGCCUCUUGGGGAGCUGGAGGGCAAGAGGAGCACCAGGGACCGGAGGAGCAUCACAGAGCUGGAAGGAGGACGAGCAAGUGAGGGGGCGGCCAGGCCCCCGGCCAAUUUUAACUCCAUUCCUUUGACUGACGCAGGCCAUGAGCAGCCCCAGCCCCCGGAGCGUGUCUCCCGCCUACUGGUACCCGGCAGCAGCUGCGGCGGAGUCAUCCUGGCCCUGCUCGCCGCCGUUGGUGGCCUACUGUUCUACAGGCGCAGGCGGCGGAGCCACCAAGCGCCUCAGACAGUAGAUUCUCCCAUGGAGCGACAAGAGGGCAGCCCCCUGACCCAGGAUGAAGACAGACAGGUGGAACUGCCAGUGUAGAGGGAAUUCUAAGCUGGGCGCACAGCACAGUCUCUCCAUGGAGAUACUAUGGGGGCAUCCACCUCCCUCCUCCCCAGCCAUUCUCCUAGGAAUAUGGCCUGCCCACCAUGAGAGCUCCUGCCUCCCAGGACUAGACCAGAGCAGCCAGGCUGGGGUGCCUCCAUCCUAGACCCUCAGACUCUGGACUAAGGGGGCCGGAGGAUGCCCCCCACGCUGCUGAUAUUUAUCGUGGGCCCUGGAGGCUCCCGUCCACUUGAGGGAGGCUGGCAAGCCCGGCUGAGGACCCUCUGCCCCUCAGGGGCUGUGUUCUUCUCCCACUCCCCUCCAUCCAACGCCUGGGCCAGGGACCCAGAGGCCUGUGGAUGUGGGAGAACAGUGUGGGCACUGAGGAAUGGAAGAGCCCUUGUGCCCAGAGGACCCACUGGUAGGGUGCCAAGGGAUCCCUACGCCAACAAGCAAGGACUUGUGUCUAGAGAGAAGCAUGAUAUUUGCAGGGCGGGACAGCGUCGGCUGAAUUUCCCAGAAAGGUGUGCAGCCCGAAAGACGGGAAGAGAAGGCCUGCAGGUCUCCAUUGACAGCCCAGAACGGGUCUACGCCCUCCACUUGCCUGCGUGUCCUCUGCUGGUUGCCAGGCGGACAGGGGAGGCCAGCCCUGCCCUCAGGAGCUGCCUGGCUGAGCUGGUGAUGCCAAGGUGAAGACCAAGUCUGGCCUCUGCCCUGCUGUCCCUCCAGCCCUGCCAGAGCUUCUCCCGGAUGCCGCGCAGAGGCUCCCCUCAUGAAGGAAGCCAUUGCACUGUGAAUACUGAAUCUGCCUGCUGUACGGCCUGCCGCCCGUCCCUGUGAGCGAGCAUCUGUCCGUCCUCCCGCCCCUCCAACCUCUCCCCCAGCUUCCUGCACUGAGUGCCUGAGCCGGCCUCGCCUGUCGACUGAGGGAGCCCCUGAGCCCUGACCUUCUGCUGACCCAGCCUAUGCCUCCCCAGGUGGAUCAGACGGGGAGAACUGCUUGGGCCUCCAGCCAGAGCUGGUCUUUAGGCUGUACUGUUGGCCCAGGUUUCUGCAUUUUGCACUUUGAAGUUCCCAAGAGGGAAGUGACUAGCGGGAGGAACAAAGGGAGGGGAAGCAGAGGCAGACACAGGGAGAAGUGGCAGGAUGAGCUGACUAAAAGUGGGUCUUUGGAAUUAUGGGUAUCGACCUGAGGUUGGGGGAGGCAUCUUUGCCCCCCAGCCCUGUCUCUUGCCCUGUAGUAGUCCCCUGCCCCAACCACAGCUGCAAGGCCGCUGCCGGCAGGCACCUGGGGCUGAACGGCUUGUCCCUCUUAGAAGCCCUCCAGCUCUCACUGCCGCCUACCCAAUACCACCAUCUCUCUGACCAGGCAAGCCAGUGUGGGAGAGGGGUCGGGAGGGUCCAGGCAUCUGCUUUCAAGUCUGCCUUAAAGACCUUUGCCGCCAUGGCUAAGGCUCUAAUGCUGAGCAGCCGGUGACAGGGCUCUCAAGUGCCCUUGGUCCCUUUGUGCUGCUGUGUCUCUCCUCUCCUACUACCCUGGGCUCUCCAUCGGGAGACCCCACCCUACCUGGCUAUUGGGCUGGGGCCCUGGACCUUCCCUUCCUGCCCUAGAAAGCGAGGGUCUGCAGGCCCCACUUCCCCUGCCUGCUGCUGACAGCUGAGGGAAGGACAACUGAAGCCUUUCCCCAUAGGGCUUCUUCUUCUAGUCACAGACUCUAUAUUUGAUACUAGAAAAUAUGUAUUUAAAAAUGGAAGGAAAAAAACACACAGAAAAAACGGCAUUCUUCCUCUACCCCUACCCCUCAAACAUAUAGUAUUUUAAAAGUCAAGAAAGCAAAGAGCUUCUGCAAUGGGUUGGCUUUACUUUCUUGACACGGGAGCGGGAGGGGCCCAGAGCCACCUCUGGGUGUGCACCCCGGCCACCUGCACAGGAACCCCCAUCUUUUUCUCUGAGAAAGCUGAGAGGGAACAUUGGCUCACACACUGUGAGAUUUUGUUUUUAUACUUGGAAGUGGUGAAUUAUUUUAUAUAAAGUCAUUUAAAUAUCUAUUUAAAAAAUAGGAAGCUGCUUAUAUAUUUAAUAAUAAAAGAA
Molecule: messenger RNA, 3956 nt
Organism: Rhinolophus ferrumequinum (greater horseshoe bat)
Lineage: Eukaryota; Metazoa; Chordata; Mammalia; Chiroptera; Rhinolophidae
Gene: CSF1
Product: colony stimulating factor 1
Exons: 9
Coding region: 203-1861 (552 amino acids)
Biological process (GO): positive regulation of macrophage differentiation; osteoclast differentiation
Cellular component (GO): membrane
Molecular function (GO): growth factor activity; cytokine activity
Source: RefSeq, a predicted model, not a curated record